AUGCCAGCGAAAAACGAAAAUCCUCUGCAGUCUGUUAAGGAGGAUACUGGAACUGGCAAGACCCAAGGUGCUUUCUGGCUUCAGUCUCUUGUCAAUGAUGCAUUCCAUGGCAAAGGAUUUCAUAAAAUAGAAGAAUAUCUGCAGCAGAAAGAGAGUCACAUGCCUCAAAAAUACAACCAUCUCCUCCUACACCAUCUUGAUAGAUUGAUAAAUAAGGAACUGGAUAAAAAUGAGUUCUGGAAUUGUUCCCUGCUGCUGAAAUGUAUCCAGAGAUUCUUCAAAGAUGACCCAGACCAAGAGGAGCCCUUGCUAAUUCAGCAGGGACUGAUCCCAAAGAUGGUUUCCUGGUUUGAAACAGUCACAGGAUUUCUGAUGACAAACGUCAUGGCCUCAGAUGCACUGCUGACUACUGCCCUGGGAGACUUCCUGGACACCGCCCUGGUCAUUUCCAGGCACAGCAGGAAAGGGACAAUCCAGAUGUUGGAUUCCUUCAUAUGUAAUUUAGGAUUCCUGGUAGUAGAAGGCACCGUGAAGCCCUCCAUUCAGCAGGAGGCUCUGAGUACUUUGAACUGCAUCUUGGACGCCGUGCCCCGGGAAGAGAGAAGGAAGCUCUCCUCAGCAGAAGGCACGCGCAGUCUUAUGAAAGAAUUGGCAAGGACAAUCUUGACUGUGGGAGAUUACAGUCAGCAGGUUGCUCUAGCUGAGGCAUUGUGUAGAAUGGCCACUGGCACACUGAGGAAUGAACUUGCUCUUCAGUGGUUUGAUGAUGCCGUCCUGGCUGAAGCUUUCCAAGAAAUUAAGAACCGGGAAUUUGAGACGGACUGUCGACAGUUUCUCAAUUUCCUGAAUAACAGACUCGGUGACAGGAGAAGGGUCUACUCAUUCCCGUGCUUAGCUGCUUUUGCUGAUGCGCAGGAGAUGAGAAAGCCAGCAGACGAAAAAUUAGAGGUUUGGAUUGAUUUCAACCUAGGAAGCCAAAGCGUGACUUUUUACAUAGAUAAUAGAGAGAGUGCUCUGUGGGAGCCCGUACAACUUGUGAAGGAGGCAGUGGCCAAGUUCAGCAUAAUGGAAAAUGAUAGGAUGAAGAUGUUCAUUGUUUACCUGAAAGAGUCGAUUAUUAUCAGCAAGAAAGAAGCCAAGACAAUAGAAAUCCACUUUGAUAGGCAACUUGGCAUAUCAGAAGCUUCCGUUCGAGCUUUGGGAGAAGACAAACAGGUGACUUCCUUUCAGACUCCUGUUUUGAUAAAAGUCUCCCCUGGCCUUGAAAAAGAAGAUGGUGAGAUUCUUAGCCAUGAAAGAAAAACAGAGCAUACAGAAGAAUCUACAAUCCUGCUAGAGUCCGUGGAUGCUGAAGAUGACCGUUGCCUAAUAACCCGCAGCUUUAAUGUUCAGUCACAGCCUGCUGUGAGUAAAGGGAGCUGGGAAAAGAAGCAAACACAUACAGAAGACCGUUCACCUGAAAAACCCAAACCACCUAACCUUAAUCAAGAAGUUACCUCAAAACACGAGUAUCCUUCAGAUGUGCAAGAACCAUCAAUUCAAACUCGGGCUUCUAAAGUAAAUGAUACAAAGGAUGAUUCUGCCUUUGAGAGGGAUGGAGAACAAGACAGAAGGAUGCCGUUUAAUUAUAGGAAACAUCACUUCUCUGAGAGUAGUGAAGAUUCAAGUUCAAGCACCAGUGAACGACCUUGGACCCAGGAUUACAAACGGAAAUCCCUACGAACAUAUUCCCAUGGGAGGAAGCUGAGAGUCAGGUCUCUAAGGAUCCUACCGCUUUCCCCCGUCAGUGGUGGCAGAGCUGGGGAGAAAGAUCAGGCUGAGCUAACACCAGUUUGGAAAGGCAUCUCCAGGCAAAAUGAUACCAUUCUUCCAAACUUUUCUGAAACCAAACUACAAAGCAGUUCUGUGCUUUUAACUCCUGAGGCAUCUACACAGAAAAUAGAGACACCAGAUGGAAGUAUUGCUGGCCCAAAGCAAUCAAGAUUAGAAGAUGCUCCAGGAUCCCCCAUUGUGACAGGUAUUUCUACUUCAUCUCAAGAAGAUGUGCCAGAAAAUGCAAUGAGUUCCGCUUUAAAAACAGCCCUUGAACACUUCACUAGAGAUCUGAAAAGAAAAUUUGAGCUCAAACAGAAGGAGAUUCCACUUUCUUCGGAGAAGGCAAAGGAAGUGCCAGGCUGCCUAGUCAGACUUUGGAACCAGAUAUACACGUGCAGGCUGAACAAGCUGGAGAGCUUUCACAGUUCUGUUCUUCAGGAGCUGAGCAACUUGGAGAAGGAUCUUCAGGCUCUCAAAUACCUCGAAGAGGAUGCUGUGGAGUUUUGGGAGAAACAGUCAGCUGACUUGCAAUCGUUCUGUGAUCAGUAA
Messenger RNA from Peromyscus californicus insignis, 2364 nucleotides. RefSeq names its product synaptonemal complex protein 2 like (gene Sycp2l). NCBI's taxonomy places the organism in Eukaryota, Metazoa, Chordata, Mammalia, Rodentia, Cricetidae. The record is from RefSeq and is a predicted model, not a curated record.